Messenger RNA from Pyricularia oryzae 70-15, 1638 nucleotides. RefSeq names its product ubiquitin-conjugating enzyme. The transcript is spliced from 2 exons. The coding region runs from base 339 to 1238 and encodes 299 amino acids. NCBI's taxonomy places the organism in Eukaryota, Fungi, Ascomycota, Sordariomycetes, Magnaporthales, Pyriculariaceae. The record is from RefSeq and is a predicted model, not a curated record.
ACAACACCUUACCUUGGAUGUCUCAGUCUGGACUGAAUCCGCGCCAUCCUGCCUGACAGGGGGCAAAGUUCAUCUUUGAAACCAGGCACACGAGUUACAAGAAACCAAAUGAUAUUUUAUGACCAGACGAUAUUGCUUCCUUUUCUUCUAGCGUAAAACUGUCAUAUAAACUACCAUCGGUUACGCGUUUGCCUUGGUCGAUUUACUGAACACGAAGCUCCGCCACCGCGCCGCGUCAAGGCCCAGGUUUUGGCCUCGCAAGCCAGUCCGCCGCCAACUCUCUCUCCUACCUAACUGAAGUGUUCACAAGCAAGACAAGCACCCAACACUCCGCCAUCAUGGCGGCUCCCAAGUUCAAUUCCAAGUCUCCCACUAUACGACGCAUCCUCCGUGAAGCCCAGGAGCUUUCAACCUCGCCAUCCCCAGACUACACAGCGACGCCGAUAGAGUCGGACCUCUUCGAGUGGCACUUUACGCUCAAGGGCCCGCCGGACUCGGUCUACGCCGAGGGCGUCUACCACGGCCGCAUAGUGCUCCCACCGACGUACCCGCUCCGCCCCCCUUCUUUCCGCUUCGUCACCCCAUCGGGCCGCUUCGAGGCCAAUCGCGAGAUCUGCCUGUCCAUCUCGGGCCACCACGAGGAGACGUGGCAGCCCGCCUGGGGCGUCCGCACAGCCCUCGUCGCCCUCCGCUCCUUCAUGGAGACGGACCCCAAGGGCCAGUUGGGCGGGCUCGAGACCACAGACGCGGUGCGGAGGCGGCUCGCGACAGAGUCGAGGACUUUCAGAUGUGCCAUCUGCGCCAAGUCCAAUGCUGAUAUCAUCGCCGAGGCGGAGGCCGCGUCCAAGGACGUCGAGGGCCAGGCCGCUGAUGUGGUGGUGCCGGACGAGCUGAAGAUGGGCUGGCGGGACGAGAUGGCCCAGGCUGGUGGCAGUGCCGGUGAUGGCGGUGAUGUUGCGUCUGCAUCAGCUCCUGCCGCGACGACAGGUCAUGAUUCUGAGACUGCCGCGCUGGCCGAAGGUUUCGUGCCGACUCCCGCACCCGCACCCGCACCCGCACCCGCACCCGCACCACCUCAGCCUACGAGGACGAUACCCCUUCCUGAAGUGCAGCAGCACCAGCAAAUAGCGCAACUGGUUCAGUACUCCGAUGAUGGCGUCCUUGCCUGGCUGGACAGGGCCAUCUUUAUCGUGGGUGUUCUUUUGCUGGCCAUGUUUCUCAAGGUGCUUGUGGCUUGAGCACCGUGUGUGUCACCCGUAUGAGCUUUCCUUUUUGUUCCCUCACUUCUCAACCUUUUCGAUUAUCUCACUUGUGUACAAAAAUACCCCCCGUAGAUGAGUGAGCAGGUAAAAGGCAUGCUGUUCGUCAUUGGCUUAGAAAUCAUGGCGUUUCGGGAGUUUCUCUGAUGGUUAUUGUAGUCAGUCAGCGUUUUUAAAGCAGAUCAAAUUUUGAUUGUACCAAGAUGGUCAUAUGUUGCGCGUGGGCAAACAAUACCAGUACACCUAAAAGGAAUCAAGUUUGGCCUGGGGCAUUUCUUUCGUGUGAAACUUUCAGUGAUCUCUGUCUUUCUCUCCUAGUUCUAACAUCUGACAUACACGACGCAUGUCUUCAUCCCAAGUCUAUUUCUUUACGAGCAAG